AUGAGUAUAAACGUUAACAAGUGUGCAAUCUCAUCCGAAAUCAUAGAUACCGCUUUCAAGCAACAGCGUAUGAGAGCUUGGAAGCCGAUAAUGACUACCGGUUCUGUUGUGCCUGCUUUCCUGAUUGUCGGUGUAAUAUUUCUUCCUCUUGGUAUACUAUUCCUAUUUACUUCAAAUAACGUCAACGAGGUCGUGGUUGACUAUACACAUUGUAAUGCCUCAUCUGUAUCAAAUUCAUUGUAUCUUACAAGUCCCGGAAUGAGUUGUGCCGACUACAUUCAAACGACUAAUUUUACUGAAAAUUGCUAUUGUAAUAUAAGCUUUCAACUGUCAUCAGCAAUGACUGGCAAAGUAUACAUGUAUUAUGGACUAGAAAACUUUUAUCAAAAUCAUCGAAGAUAUGUUCGAGCGCGUUCUGACUACCAACUUCUUGGGAAUCCAACUUAUACAGUUAGCGAUUGUGAACCGUUUAGAUAUGCUAACGGAACAACCACUCCGAUUGCGCCCUGUGGUGCAAUUGCUAACAGCCUAUUUAACGAUUCACUAACUUUGACGUUCCAGAACACUACUGGUAAUGUCAAUGUUGGAUUAAUUGACCGCGGUAUCGCUUGGAGUGUUGAUUUGAGUAUUAAAUAUAACAAUCCUACCGUACAGACCGGAUUUCCAUUAAGGUAUGGAUUUAAUGGUACGGCAAAACCUCCUUAUUGGCGUAAGCCUGUAUACGAGUUAAGCUCUGACCCCAACAAUAAUGGCUUCAAAAAUGAAGAUCUCAUCGUGUGGAUGAGAACUGCUGCAUUACCUCGCUUUCGUAAACUUUAUCGUAAAGUAAAUCACACUCAAGCAGGAUUUGUAAAUGGUUUACCAAGUGGAAAUUAUUUCUUCAAUGUGGAAUAUAACUUUCCUGUGACGACUUUCAGUGGCAAAAAGCGAUUGAUACUAUCUACGGCAUCAUGGCUGGGUGGUAAGAAUCCCUUCCUUGGAAUUGCUUACAUUACUGUUGGAUCAAUGUGCAUUGUCUUAGGCUUCCUGUGCCUAUUCUAUCAUUAUCAAUAUGCAAACAGGUAA
Trichoplax adhaerens is the source of this 1065-nucleotide messenger RNA. RefSeq lists its product as uncharacterized. The record is from RefSeq and is a predicted model, not a curated record. The transcript is spliced from 5 exons. The coding region runs from base 1 to 1065 and encodes 354 amino acids. Lineage: Eukaryota; Metazoa; Placozoa; Uniplacotomia; Trichoplacea; Trichoplacidae. Gene Ontology annotation, cellular component: plasma membrane; Golgi apparatus; endoplasmic reticulum.